Messenger RNA from Raphanus sativus (radish), 1459 nucleotides. Its product is annotated as F-box/kelch-repeat protein At3g06240. The record is from RefSeq and is a predicted model, not a curated record. Lineage: Eukaryota; Viridiplantae; Streptophyta; Magnoliopsida; Brassicales; Brassicaceae. The coding region runs from base 42 to 1286 and encodes 414 amino acids. Gene Ontology annotation, molecular function: protein binding. The transcript has a single exon.
AGUUUCGGGUUCCUCCGUCACAAGCAAAACGGUCAAACAAAAUGUAUAAGAAACUUAUCAAUUUCCUCGGCGACGCUCUAACGGAGACGACGAAGAAGAAUGAACGGCGGAGGAGAGAAGAGACCACGAAGAAAGCCUCACCGGAAUCUCUCGAGCUUCCUCCAGAGAUCAUCAGAGAAAUCCUCACCCGAUUACCAGCGAAAUCAAUCGGGAGAUUCAGGUGCGUCUCGAAGCUCUUGUGCUCCCUCUCAUCGGAUCCACGGUUCGCAAAGAUCCACCUAGAUCUAACCAUCCGAAACGAUUCCCCGGUUCAUCGGAAACUCAUCGUCUCGUCACAUAAUCUCUACGCAUUAGACUUUGAUUCAAUCGGAUGCGGAAGGAUUAGAGAUUUGGUAGGUAAGGAGCUUGACUAUCCGCUUAAAGAAGAUCCGAUUAAAUUCGACGAGAUGAUUCUGUUCCACGUGGGAGAGAAUCUGCUUAAACUCAAUCCUGAACGGUAUCGAAGAAACUGGGUUGAGAUCAUCGGAUCUUCCCACGGUUUAGUGUGUAUUUCACCGAGUGAAGGAGCUCUGUUCUUGUAUAAUCCAACCACCGGAGAAUCCAAGAGAUUGCCUGAGAAGAAGAUGAUCACCGGAGAAGAGUUCCAAACUCAUGGAUUUGGAUUCGAUGAUCUAACCGGUGAUUACAAAGUAGUGAAGCUUGUUGCUGAUGGUGACCAUGUUCUCAACGCUAGCGUUUAUUCGUUGAAGGAAGACACGUGGAGAUGGAUAUGUGAUUUGAGCUACGAGCAUAAGGAUUGUUUCAGCUCUGGUGUGGCUCUCAACGGCGCGGUUCACUGGGUGUUCACUAAGCACAACCAGAGAGUUGUCUUAGCGUUUGAUGUUAAAACGGAGGAGUUUCGAGAGAUGUUGUUGCCUGGUGAAGCUGAGGAUUGUGCUCAUAGUUAUAGAAACUUUAUCGUUGGGGUUCUUAACGGGCGUCUCUGUGUGGUCAAUAGUUGCUACGAGGUGCAUGAUGAUAUUUGGGUGAUGAAUGAGUACGGUGUAGCGAGUUCUUGGAACAGGAUUCGGAUCAGUUUGUUGUACAGGUCGAUGAAGCCGCUGUGUUCGAGUAAGAACGGUGAGGAGGUUCUUCUGGAGCUUGAUGGAGAUAUGGUGCUGUACAAUUUCGAGACUGAUGCGUCGAGGUAUCUUGGGAUUCGCGGUGUAAAGCUCAGUGAUGGGUUCGAGGCUGAUGCGUAUGUAGAGAGUCUCAUAUCGCCUAACUCGUAUGGUUCUGUGAAAUGAAGAAACACUUGGCUGAUUUUCAAGGUAAAGAAAGUUUGUGUAUUCUCUAUGUUAUACCUAUGAACCAAACCAUAUCCAAAAAAGCAAAGGAAUGUAUGUGCAUUGUAACAUGAUUAGUGAGAACAGUAAAGAUCUUAAUGAUGAUAGUACACAAUACAUUACUUCGCUCUAAA